Echinops telfairi (small Madagascar hedgehog) is the source of this 9707-nucleotide messenger RNA. RefSeq names its product cardiomyopathy associated 5 (gene CMYA5). The transcript has 7 exons. NCBI's taxonomy places the organism in Eukaryota, Metazoa, Chordata, Mammalia, Afrosoricida, Tenrecidae. The coding region runs from base 6 to 9707 and encodes 3233 amino acids. The record is from RefSeq and is a predicted model, not a curated record.
UGGAGAUGGAGGACGAGUCCGAGGCCGAGGACGACGAGACGGAGGAGGAGCCCGACGCCAGGUUAUCAGACCAGGAUGAAGAGGGCAAGAUCAAGCAGGAGUGCCUCAUAUCUGACCCUUCCUUUUCCAUGGUGACAACUCAAUGGGAAGACAGUGGAAUAACCUGGGAGACCAAUUCAAGUAGGUCUUCAACUCCCUGGAACUUGGAGGAAAGUCAGACUUCUGGUGUGUGCAGCCUGGAAGGGUCAACUGUGAGUUCUCCUCCAGGGAAUGUUUCAUUUAUUGUGGAUGAAGUUAAAAAAUCUCGGAGAAGAACCCAGAAGUCAAAACAUGGCUCACCAUCCUUGCGCCGAAAAGGCAAAAAAAAGAGACCUUCUUUAGAAUCCCAAGAUGUUCCAGCAAACAAAAAAGAUGGUCCUUUGAUUUCAGAAAAUCAAGUGCCCAACACUGAGCAAGAGAAACCAUCUGUUGGCAUGCAUGAUAAGACGAGAACAAAGAAAACUGCCUCCAAUACACCUCCUAUCACGGGGGCAAUAUACAAAGAACACAAGCCAUUAGUGCUGAAGCCAGUCUACAUAGGAACAGUUGAAUACAAAAUCAAGAUGUUUAAUUCCGUUAAAGAAGAACUAAUCCCGCUCCAAUUUUAUGGAACAUUGCCAAAGGGUUAUGUCAUUAAAGAAAUACAUUAUAGGAAAGGGAAAGACGCAUCCAUUAGUCUAGAGCCAGACUUAGGCAACCCUGAUUCGAAUGCAGUUUCCAAAACAGGCAAAUUCUUGACCGAAAGCACAGAAGAGAAAGAGCUAGUUCCACCUUGGAGAGGGGCACUCUCCAGAGGAUCAACCACCGCAGGCUCUAGUCCCGAAGAUCACAAGAAAGUUCAUGUUGAUUCACCUCUACAUGUAGCAUCUGCAGCCAAGCGCACAAUUCCCUCAUUUUCAAGAAUUGACGAAGCAGAACAAGAAAUACGGUCCCCCUCUUCACGGCCAAUCUCACAACAGGCAGGCGAUGAAGCAAAAACACACGAAAUAGAAUCUUCCUCUCCUAUAUCCGAUACAUCGGCAACCGUGUCACUGGAAACAGUCCAGGAAGAUUUUAAGCUCGACUCACAAGUAACUAUCAAUUCAGAGAAGGAAGCUUCAAUCGCACCAUCUUUAGUUGACAAGGUAAUGCAGGAAGAAGUGUAUCCUUCUGAGCAUUCCAUUUCACUGGAAGCAGAGAGGGAUUCUCCAGAGACAGGUCCACCGGGUCUGGUAGCAUCCUUUCAGGAAGGUUUGGGCAUAGAGAAAGAGCAGCCAGACUUGACUUCACUAGAAAGGGAAGAACCAGCCUUCGAACAAGCGACCUUUCCUCCGGGUAUCCAAGAAGACACGGAAGAAAACCUGUCUGAGCCCGUCAGUUCUCUUCCUCAUCCGCUAGUGCCAGCAGAACCAGAGAGAGAACUGGGAACCGCCCUCCCAGGGACUGCCAGUCCCGAACCGGAAGAUUGGAAUUCUGUCGAAGAAGAGAUCAUAGAACUUGAUUACCCAGAAAGUCCAUUCCUUUCUGAGCAGUCCUUCCCACCACGGUUGGCCCCUGAAGUGGGGCAGGAAGAAGAGGAGCCCCUGUUACCGUUAGGGACAACAUCAGUCGUGCUCUCUGAAGAAGAACGAGGGGAAAAUGAGUCUGUUUCUACGGACUCUGCUUUUGCCUCGGAGUAUUCACUCCCACCGGACUUGAACCAGGAGCCGGCGAGGACAGACGUUGACAUUGAGCUGGUGUCUCCAUCCCCGGUCCAGGGUGCAGCUGAGGGUGCAGUGUUGUCGGAUGCAGGGCCUGGGGACUGGGAGCCUUCUUUCUCAGUGGAGGCCUCUGUGUCUGAACCUUCGCUGACACCACCUGCCACGGAGAGGAGCUCAGCAUGGCAGUCCCCACCGUCUCCGAGAGCCCCCUCGGAACAGAUGGCCCUGCCAGGAGCCGCAGCCUCCGAGGGGGAGGAUCCCACCACAGAGCCCAGAGUGGCUCCCGACGACGACUCAGCGCCAGCACCGAAGGAACCCCAGAAGAAAGCAAUUGACCGCGAGUCCGCCUUCAAAUCGAAAGGCCUCGCUGAGCACAUGAUUCUGUCAGAAGAAGAGGAGGCACACACUGGGUCGCAUUUCCCAGAGGGAGCCCCCGGAUCUGAGCAGUCCCUCUCCACGUCCACAACGGAAGCCACUUCGGAGUGCCAGUCCCCACUACCUGCGGCGACUCCAUCCGAACACGUGGUCCCAUCGGAAGAGGAGACGGUGGAAACCUCUGCUUCCACGACGGCUUCUGAAUUUUCUGUAUCACCACAUGCUACUGAAGCAUCACAGAAGGGAAACAAUGUCUAUGGUUCCCCUUUAAGUCUAAAAGGUGCUGGCCCACCCAUGAAUCUACCAGAAGAGCAAGAAGAUAUUGGGCCUUUCUCUCCAGAUUCUGCAUUUGCUUCAGAAUUCUCGUUUUCACCAGAUGCCACUCUGGAAGCGGAGAAAAGAGAAUUUGCACGCGAUUCCCCAAUAUACUUAACAUCCCCCUCAGAUCACACCACGUUGUCUGAUGAAGAGACUGAAGAGACAGGACUUUUUUCUCCAGAUUCAGCAUCGCAAGUUUCAAUCCCACCAUAUAGAGUCCCAGAAACAAAGGGAAGUGAGGCUGAGUCCGAUUCCUCGUUAACCACAGUGUCUGCCUUGGGAACAUCCCAUUUUCCAGAAGCAGAUGAGGAAGAAUUCGGAUCCACAGCUUCCACACCCGUACCUGACCUCCUCACUUUGUCACCGGACGGAACAGAUGCACCUUCUCCCGUGCUGUCUGCCCCGGAAGGUGUGAGGCAGCCACCUUUGGUGAACAGAGCCGAGAAGGCCGAAAUGGAGCCAGAGGCUCAAACAACCUCAACAUCUGUGUCCGAAUAUCUUAUUUUGGCACAGAAUCAGAAAAUCCAAGCAACGCUCGUGCCUGAGUCUGAAGACUUAAUGCCACCACUUCCACCCAAUGCAUUGGAGAAGAGAGAAAUUCAGACUCGUGCACCAGCCACGACAGCACCUGUUUCUUUGUCUGUACAGUCUCCCAUAGUAAAGGAAGAAGACAAAACAGUUCUGUGUGCACCAGGGUCCCCAGAUUCAGUUCAUGCGAUUCAGAAAGAACAGGAGCCCAAAGCCUCAGUCAUUCCCAAGGCUCUGAGUGAGCAGAUGGCUUGGUCAAAAGUCAGCAAGGAAGAAACGGUGCCUAGUUCUCAAGCUGUGACAGAACACUCGAAAGGACUGGAGCCUCGGGCUCCAACUGUUCCUGAGUCCCAAACGGAGCCUCCAGCUGUGCCUGAGCUGGUCCAUGAGCCAAAGAAGGAUGCCAAGCUCCAUGUGGCGCCAAGUGCGACAUCUGAACCGGAACCGUGGAUGGCGUCCAAGAAUGAGCCCGAAGUAAUCAAAGCGCGGUCACCCCUAAAGGAAGCAUCUUUAUCUGGACCUGAGGUUUCAUCAGCAGUGAAAACAGACAUUAAACAUGGUUCUCAAACAACAGCUACACCUGGAGUUCCACGUGUAUCUUUAUCUGGAGUGGAGAAGGAGGUGGGACAUGACCCACCUGCACUGGCAUUCUCAGCUUCCCCAGAAGAAAUGAAGCGAGAAGUUGGAUCCGGUACUUCUGAAAUCACACCUGUAACUCCACCUGAUUCCAGUCUAGUGACAGCAGAGAAAGAAGAAAUCCCCUCAGCUUCACCACUUAGCACCCCUGUGGAACAACCAGUCUUAACAAAAGUAGGAAAGGGUGAAUUCGAAAUUGGCUUGCCUCCCUCCGUAACAUCAAUCGACAAGCGUUCGAUUGCUAAAGAAGAAGCAAAUGUAGCAGCUGAAGGUGCUUCUUCUCCCACGGAAGCUACUGCACCCAAAUGGUGGUCAGAAGCAGAGAAAGGAAUUCAGUUCGAUUCCCCUCCAAGUGUCUCCUCUCUAUCAGAGCAUUCUGUUUCACCAAAAGGAGAAAGGGAAGAAGUGAAACCCGAGUUGCCAAUCACCAAAAUAGCUCCGUCAGUGCAGUCGGAGGUAUCUAAGGAAGCACAGGUGGAAAAGGACCCGGCUCUUCCAUUUUCUACAGUCCUCACCGCUGAGCAAGUGACUGUAGCGCAGAAACAGAACUCCGCAUCUUCCUCAGAGAAGCCAGGGCCUGAACUUUUGCUUCCACCCAAGCUCGGUGGUGACAUAAAGGAAAAAGAAACGGAGGUUCCUUCACUACAAAGUGUGUCGCCCGCAUCAAAGCAGACAGUUCCAACAGAGAGGACGGAGGAAAUACCCGGUUCAUCUCCCAGCUUGGACAAUUUGGUGCCAGAAGAUUCCAUCCCCACAUCUGCUGUGAUGCCUGAAAUUUCUAAGACUUCAUCAGGCCUUGAGGAAGAAUCUCAGAGUCAAGAAAGUAAACCUGUCUCUCUUAAAGGAGUUAGCUUGGGGUCAAAAGAAGCAUCUACCUCUCUGCUUGAAGGCGAACAGCUGGGAAAACGGCAGCCACCUCCUACGACUUUAAAAGGAUUAUCAGAGGAGGUGAACUCUUCAACCAACUACGAAAAAGAAGGGCAACAAGAGCUAGGCACAUCACCAUCGCCAGAGACCUCAGCGUCACAAAGGACAGGAAACAAAGUGAAGCAAAGUGAAGAAACUGGCCCCGAGCCCCCGAGCUUAGCAGAACCACCCAAGAGCCCCUCUGCUGACCUCCUUGAAGAACAAAGGAAGCCCGGGAAAACACUUCUUUCAGAGAAAGCUGUCAAACUGCCUGAGGUAAGCGACACGUUUGCGGAUAAACAAGCUCUGGGGAGUAAACAACUUUCCUCUCUGAAAGAAAAUGAGCCUUUGGAAGAAUCCAAGUCAUUGGUGGCAACCGAGUUGACAGCUGUUAAGGAAACAAAAAUGACAGAGCCACUUGUCCCUCCAAUGGAUGCAAACCGGGUGCUCGAGAAGCCAGAGAGAGGUCUGGCCAGUCAGGAGGAAGAGCAGAUAUUGGGAUCUGGGCAGCAGCGAGGUCCCUCGGGCCUCAGUGAUCUGAUGACAGGGCAGCUUACGCCCACUCUGUCGCGUCAAGAGCACCCAUCUCAAGUCAGAAAGCAAGUUCUGCCGCCUGCUGCGGCUGAAUCCCAUUCAGCGUUACAAGCACCAACCUCUACUCCAGAGCGCUCCAGUGUGAAUGUAGAGACACAGUCAACUAAGGCUUACCAUGUUGAAGAAAGCAAACUGACCCAAGAAGCAAAAUCUAGAAUUCCAGCUGGAAAUGUGGAGAGAAACCUAGCAGAGGGAAAGCAGGGCCAUUCUCCUGUAGAGAGUGAAAGUUUGAGAUUGGAGAAAGCAAGCACAGAAUUUUCUAGACCUUCCAAAGAAAACAGCCAGGAAGAAAUCAAAUUGCCGUCAGAAAGUAUCUUCCAGAAACCAGUUUCUGGCCUAUCAAUGGGACCAGUUGAGUCAGAAACAAUUUCCUCUUCCACCAAAGCGGCCCAUUUUCUGGCAGCAGAUCUAAAACCUCCUCCAAGUGUUGAGAAAGAAGCACAAAUGACCACAUCACUUGUCCCUGGAGAGAAGCCAUUAGAAAAAUCAAAAGUAGUUCCGUCCGAAGUGGCAGAUGCUGCUGCACCUGCCGCGAAAACGACCACACAAAGAAAACCCCUCUCGACCAUCCCAGCUCCCGAGGCCCCGAGGCCCACAGAGGUGUCUGAGGAAACGCAAAGGCUGCCUGAACUGCCAAAGGCGGCUGAGCCAGUCCUUCCUGAAGAAAAGGGAAAGAAAGGAAUUUUGUCUUUGAAAUCAUGGAUGUCCAAUUUGUUUUUUGGAUCAAGCACUUCAGAAAACGAAGUUGCCCAAAAAGAAGAUACCGAAGUACAGCCAAAUCAACCAGCAGAAAAAGCAGAGCCUGCUACAGAGCCUGAAGGUGCGAUUCUAGCCACCCCGGAUGGCUUCAGGGCAAAUGAGAAUCUAGUUGGUCACCCAUUAGCAGAGGCGAAUCUUAAAAUUACUGAACAAUCGAGAGCUUCUUUAGAAAAGUCGAGGGAAGGCCAAGAGUUUAAAGCAAAGCCCCCAUUUUUACCAACUGUUGAAUCACAGCAGCUGACUUCCAAUGCUGAAGCAUCUAGUGAAGACCAUGGAAAGAAAGAAGCCCUAGACGCUGUAGAAAAAAUAGAUAUAAACCCAGAAGUUACAUCCGCUGGUGGUGAGGAGCACCUUGGAAUGCAACCCUGUUAUUUCACAGAUGAGAACUCGGUUCUGAGAGAAGCCAAACACGUAGUUGCCCUUCAGGUCACUGAGAGUAAAAGAGCCCAGAAACCAGCAAUCUCUCCUCCUUCAACAUGGAAAGUUUCUAUUCUUAAGGAGGAGCUGAGAAGUGACCCAAAAGAAAACUCCCUCUUUUCAUUUAGUGCAGUAGAUAAGACUUCACCACCACCAACAUCUGCCUCAUCCAACUUCACAAGUAUAAAUAUCACCCAGGAUCCAGAGACGUCAGCGUCAAUAAUUUUGCCAGUGGAAGAAUCAAAAGGCAGUUUAAGUGAUGUUGGUAAAGACAGACACAAGGAAGAAAGGCCAACAUCCCUUUCUUUGAACAUUUCUGAAGAGAAAACAAAACUCGAUUCUGUUCACUCGACUGAGGAGAACGAUAACUUGGAAACGAGAUCACAUCCCUUGGCGGAAAAGGAGGCGCUGGCAGAGAAACAAGGAAAGCUGGCUCCAUCAGAACUGAAAGAUAAUGAUGAACUACAAAAGCCACCAGUUACCUUUGACUCUAGACCUAUUACAGGAGAAGUCUUAAAAGCUGCUGCUCUGCCGCAAGUCUGUGGAAAUGAAGGUCACCAAGAAAGAUCCAAAAUGAUCACUGGUUCUGAGGAGGAGCGAGGAGAAAGAGAAAGGUGCUCACCCGUAUUUGCAGGAGAGACGAAGCAGCAAGAAAUCCAGUCUCCUGUGAAUGUUGCUCGGUCUAUGCUUGAAGAAUCAGAUCUCUCUUUAGGUCGGUGUUUGGGUGAAGCAACCAAAACUCAUACUUCUGUGAAGCCAAAGCCACCCAUCUUUGUUUCCAAGCAUCAUCUGGAGGCUGAGGAAGAGGGCCACCGAAAGGAACCACGCUCAGAAAGCAGCAACUACACUCAGUUUAUAAUGAAUGCAUCAACAACCAAUACCGAUCAAACGGCUCUUACUAAGGAAAUCGCCCGGGACCCUGAAGACACGUAUGCACAAGAGGAAUUCACUGUGACCAGCAAGCCAACUGGCCUUUCAGAAGAUCAAAAGAGCGCCUUCAAUAUCAUUUCUGAAGGUUGUGAGAUCCUGAAUAUUCAUGCCUCUGCCUUCAUUCCUUCAGUUGACCAGGAGGAAAGGGAACACGUGCCAGCUAUGUUAGAAUAUCUGGAAGAGAAGGCCUUACUUAACACCAAACCAUUUCAUGACGACAGUGAGCCAAUUGCUCAGCAGGAUGUCUUACAGAGCCACUUAGAAGAGUCUGGUGGAAAAGUUACAGCAUUAAAAGAACAUAAAACAAAGGAAGCUUCUAAGCCGGAAGAGGAAAUAUCCACAGAUUCCAGAAAUGAUGACUUAACCUUGAUUCAGUCCUCAAUUCCAAGUGAAGAGGAUUACUUUGAAAAAUACACUUUGAUUGAUUAUAACAUCUCCCCAGCCCCAGAAAAACAGAAGUUUCCACAGAAAUUACAUUUUGAAGAGGAGUUCACUCCGGAAGUUUCGGAAGAAACUCUCUCUUUCCCAGAAAGGCCCAGAGAAAGUGCCCUAGAACACGAAUAUGAUUUGGUGAAAUUGGAUGAAAGUUUUUAUGGACCAGAGAAGGACCAGAGCAAAUUAUCUCACUCAGAGACACCAACAUCUCUGGUUAUCCAAAAAUCACCCGACAGAGAUGAGGCCAAAGGCAGACCUAUUGAUGUGGACUCCAGGGCCCCCGGGAUGCCAUUAUUUGAGGCAGAGGAAGCAGUUUUGUCACGAAGUCAGGCAUUUCUGGACACGGUUAAACUCAUUAAUCCAGAGCACUUGGAGGAGGCGCCCGCACUUGCGUUUUCAUACAAGGAUCUGUACAAAGAGGCUGUUGGAGAGAAACAGAGGGAGGGGGAGACACUUUCGGAAGAUGACAGCGUGAAUUCUGAGGCAUCCUUUCCCAGCAGACAUUCUGACACUGAUGAUGGAACAGGCAUAUAUUUUGAGAAGUACAUACUCAAAGAUGACAUUCUCCACGACACAUCUGUAACUCAAAAGGACCCAGGCCAAGGCCUGGGAGAAAAACCAGUUGGUGAGGAUGAUUCAUGCCAACCGGUAGCUGCAGAAGGGGAAAUUUGGGGGAGGUUUGGAACUGUUUUGGAGAGGAAUCAGGAAGAGGCACAGCAAGCUGUUUGUAGGGAAGGAGGAACUGUCGGUCGUGUGGAGACACUUGAUGAUGUAGGGAUCCAACGGCAAGUGCCUGUCCGGGAGGAAGUCAAUGUGGUUACCCAGAAGAUAAGCUAUGCAGUUCCAUUUGAAGACACCCACAAUGUCCUAGAGAGAGUAGAUGAAACUAGCAGCGAGGGUAAUGCAGCAGGAGGUGCAACUCCAGAAGCCAACCUGAAUGUCCCAGUCCAAGUGUCCUUCCCCGAAGAAGAAUUUGCAUCAGGUGCAACUUAUAUUCAAGAAACCCUGCAAGAAGAACCUGAGAUGGUCUCUCCUGAGCCACGGGAACAUAGGCUCCGGAAUAGCCCUGUUCAAGACGACUACGGAUUUGCUGAAUCUCUGAGUUACGAAGUGGUCACUGAAGACCUUUUCUCAGAUGAACUGUGUUCCGAUUCCACACCUGAAGCUGGCUUAGCCCGAGGAGAGCAAUCCUUUGAACCCAUUAGUGAAAGUGAAUUUGUGAGGGAGGAGGAACAAACUGCAUCUGCUACACAGAGAGAGAUGGGGAGAGAGAAGACAGAACAAGAGCUAUCAUCAUCAGAGGUAGCCACAGAGAAGGCACAAAAGGAACCCCAAAAGGCCCAGAUCGACUCAUACUGUUACACGUGCAAAAGCCCAAUUUCGUCUACUGACAAGAUGCUUGGCACCCACAAAGACCACGAGGUUUCAACACUUGAUACGGCUAUUGGUGCUGUCAAGGUCCAAUUAGCAGAAUUUCUAGAAAAUUUACAAGAAAAGUCCUUGAGGAUUGAAGCCUUUGUUAGUGAGAUAGAGACCUUUUUUAAUACCAUUGAGGAAAACUGUAGCAAAAAUGAGAAAAGGCUAGAAGAACAGAAUGAGGAAAUGAUGAAGAAGGUUUUAGCGCAGUAUGAUGAGAAGGCCCAGAGCUUUGAGGAAGUGAAGAAGAAGAAGAUGGAGUUCCUGCACGACCAGAUGGUGCACUUUCUGCAGAGCAUGGAUACUGCCAAGGACACCCUGGAAACCAUCGUGAGGGAAGCAGAGGAGCUGGAUGAGGCCGUCUUCCUGAGUUCCUUUGAAGAAAUCAAUGAAAGGUUGCUCUCUGCAAUGGCGAGCACGGCUUCUUUGGAGAACAUUCCGGCUGCAUUUUCACGGUUUGAACAUUACGAGGACAGCGCAGCAGGAAGUGACCCGAGGCUCAAACAAGUGGCUGUUCCACAGCCUCCUAGAUUGGAGCCCCAGGAACCAAAUUCUGCCACAAGCACAACAAUUGCAGUUUAUUGGAGUGUGAACAAGGAGGAUAUCAUUGACUCGUUCCAGGUUUACUGCAUGGAGGAGCCUCAGGAAGGGCAAGAAGUCAACGGUAGGUGGUGA